Owenia fusiformis is the source of this 1821-nucleotide messenger RNA. NCBI's taxonomy places the organism in Eukaryota, Metazoa, Annelida, Polychaeta, Sabellida, Oweniidae. The record is from the annotation of a GenBank genome assembly.
AUGCUGAGAAAACUAUGUACAGCCACGCUUUCAAAGGCACUGAACCAAGUCAACCGACCGAAUCCCAUUCUAGCCUUCCAGAAAUUGGCAAUGAGUAGCCAUGAUAAACAAGGGCCUGGAAUACAAGGGGCUGAAACCCAAGGGCUUGAUAGCAAAAUGUUUGAAUUGAAGGACAGAAUGAGGCAAGUUGUAUCUGAUGUCAUUUCUGCCCAGGACUCAAGUUCUAAUGUCAUUGAGGCUAAAACCAAGCAGCUUGUAUCUUUCUACACAGAAUUAGAGACAGAGAAUCGGCUGGAGUUCCUCAGUAUAUUAGGAGAGGACUUUGGUGUCAAUCACAAGAACAUUCUCCAUCUAUCCCAGUCCUUCAAAUCUGCACAGGAGCGUGGUCAAAAUGUUCUGUUAAAUAUUGAAGAUCGCCUGAGACAGUCUCUGAUUCCAAAGUACCAAGUAUUAUUCAAACAAAUAGGACACCUAGAGGGUGGUGUGAAAUUCCUAGUAGACAUCAGAGCAGAUAUUCUUAACUUGAUCUCAAGCCAAGGCCCUGGCCACUAUAACCCACACCUUAGGACUUUAAGUAACUCCCUUAAGGAGCUGAUCUCAGUGUGGUUCAGUGUUGGUCUUGUACACCUGCAGAGGGUCACAUGGCAAUCAUCUUGUGACAUGCUUCAAAAGAUAUCUGAUUAUGAGGCUGUACAUCCUAUUCGUAAUUGGGCAGACCUGAAGCGUCGAGUUGGGCCCUACAGACGCUGUUUUGUGUUCACGCACAAUAGUAUGCCUCUUGAGCCUGUUGUGGUCCUUCAUACUGCCCUCACUAGCGAUAUAUCAGAUAGUAUUCAGUCAAUAGUGCGUGAAACUGGGAGUGACAACAAGACUAUAGCAGACACAGAAGAUACAAGUAAAAUAACCACUGCAGUAUUCUACUCAAUAACAUCAACACAAAAAGGUUUACAAGGUGUGGACCUGGGCAAUUAUUUGAUUAAACGUGUGGUGAGGGAACUGUUAGCUGAGUACCCUAGAAAUUUGACAAAGUUUUCUAGUCUUUCUCCAAUCCCAGGCUUCAGAGACUGGCUUAUUACUGAGAUUAACAAACACCUACAUCAUAAUCCAUGCCAAGAGGAGGUAUUCACCGAAGAAGAAAUAAAGUCCAUAAUGAGCAACCUGCCACUGACUGACCAGCUCCCAUUAGAGGCUAUAAAAAAAGUGCUACUUGACAAUAGCUGGGCAGUAUCAGAGGCACUACGGACCAUUCUAGAAGGACCCCUUAUGAGAUUGUGUGCUAAAUACUUGUAUAUAGAGAAACAUAGAGGAUAUGCUUUGAACCCUGUUGCUCAUUUUCACCUGCGUAAUGGUGCAGUCAUGUGGCGAUUAAACUGGAAGGCAGAUGUGUCACCAAGGGGUCUUUCUAGUUCCUGCGGGAUAAUGGUGAAUUAUCGCUACUUCCUCUCUGAUACUGAGCAAAAUAGCAAAAACUAUAUGGAAAGGCAACAUAUUGAAGGUUCAGCUCAGGUCAGGGACUUGAUUCAACAAUUUAGACCACCAAUUGAACACAAGAGUCAGUUAUAGUGUUGAUGUUGUAUAGUGAUUUAUUUUAUGGAAUUAAAGAUAUGUGAUGAUUUUCAGCUAAAAUAUACUGAAUAAAAGUACACUUGAAAUUUAUCAUGGGGUCAAAAUAGGAUCUCUGAUGCGUUCUAAGAAUAUCAGAAGUUCUGUUACUAAACAAACAGAUCCAAUAUCUAUUAAAAAGAGAUAAGCCUACUAUGAGUUUCUCAAUCACCGGACUGCCGGAGUACAGGGUAAUGUCACAUUUGCUCCGAUUUUCAC